UUUUCCUGAGGUUUUUGCGGUUUGUUUCUAUACUUCUGAUAAGUUGUGUUGUGUUUAACUCGGUUAGUUUGGUGUCUUUUAAGUCAGUCGAGUCGUGAUUCACCUCCAGAAGCUGCUGGAGUUGUCGCCGUGGCGUCAUAAUGCGGCACGGUGACGUCACGAGCACAGCUGUCCACCUCAGUGACGUCACAGGCGUGUGAACUCAUGCACUCACAGCAGCCAUGUCAGACUUAAACGACUCUCUGGUGGACGUCUCCAGCGACAGCUUCUGGGAGGUGGGCAACUACAAGCGUGCAGUGAAGCGUGUGGACGACGGGAACAGACUGUGUAAUGACCUGAUGAAUUGUCUGCACGAGCGUGCGCGCAUAGAGAAGGGCUACGCCGCGCAGCUCACCGAGUGGGCCAAACGCUGGAGACAGCUGGUGGAGAAAGGUCCUCAGUACGGGACGGUGGAGCGAGCGUGGUGCGCUCUGAUGACCGAGGCUGAGAAAGUGAGCGACCUGCACAUGGAGGUGAAGGCUGCACUAAUGGGAGAAGACCUGGAGAAAGUCAAGAACUGGCAGAAGGACGCCUACCACAAACAGAUGAUUGGCGGCUUCAAGGAGACCAAAGAAGCGGACGAUGGCUUUCGCAAGGCACAGAAACCCUGGGCCAAGAAACUCAAGGAGGUGGAUGCGAUGAAGAAGGCCUACCACACGGCCUGUAAGGAGGAGAAAACAGCCACCACCCGAGAGAAUUCAAGCAAGCUGGAGAACAACAACCCGGAGGCCCAGAAGAAGCUGCAAGAGAAGGUAGAGAAGUGCCAGCAGGAAGUUCAGAAGACGAAGGAGCGCUAUAAGAAGUCUCUGGAGGAGCUGGAUAAGGUGACUCCUCAGUACAUGGAGAACAUGGAGCAGGUGUUCGAGCAGUGGCAGCAGUUCGAGGACAAGAGGCUGCGCUUCUUCAAAGAGCUGCUGCUGGGCGUCAAGCAGCACCUCGACCUCUCCUCCAAUCACAAGUACGCGACCGUGUAUCACACACUGGAAGACACCAUCCAGGCAGCCGACGCACAGGAAGACCUCAAGUGGUUCCGCUCUAACCACGGGCCCGGCAUGGCCAUGAACUGGCCCCAGUUUGAGGAAUGGUCCAUGGACUUGAACCGAACGCUCAGUCGACGAGAAACCAAGAGGAAACCCGCCGAUGGAAUCACUCUGACGGGGAUCAGUCAAACCACAGAACAAACCUCAAAAACCAGCAGCAGCGUGACUGUGGCCAGUAGCUCAGAAGCAGCAUGCUUAAACCCAUUUGAUGAGGAUGAUGAUGUCGAGGAGGAUGAAGAUGAGCCAGCGGCAGUGGCGGUGGCAGUGGAGCGGCCCAAGAGCAGCCCGGUCGCUGUCAAACGAGAGGAAGUGAUAGCGCAAACUGCUGGUACCGUGGAGAAAAUGACAGCCGACGGCUCCGAUGAGGAAGCAGGGAACCCCUUCGCGUCCGCUAACGCUAACGGUAAUCCGUUCGAGGACGAGCCGUCUUCACCGGAGGUGUGCGUGCCGGUCCGCGCCUUGUAUGACUAUGAGGGACAGGAGCAGGACGAGCUCAGCUUCAAAGCAGGAGAUCAGCUGACGAAGAUCGGCAACGAGGACGAGCAGGGCUGGUGUAAAGGACGUCUGAGUGACGGCACCGUCGGCCUCUAUCCCGCCAACUACGUGGAGGACCUGGAGUGAUGCGAAGUCUCAUUCGCCUCAGUCAUUUUCGAGCUGAUUUCAUGUAUUAUAGUCGAUCAGAAACCGUUCCGUUCCACAAACAGACGUGCGCUCAGGGUCAGCCGUAUUUUAAAGAGAUUUUUACCAAUGCUGUUUGCUUUUAGGAACAUAAUCGAUGCGGAUGGACACGAUUUUACCACACUGACCUGUUGAGCCGGCUCCACCUGACCUCUGACCUCUGCGGCCGUCGAGACCGCGCUGCUUUGUUUUGAUCGUUUUUUUAAGAUGUGGGUCGGUCAGGGUCAGCUGGAACUGGACGUGCACUGGAUGACAUGCUGUAAUGGGAUUGUGAGAGCGCCUCAUAUAUAUAUAUAUAGAUGAUAUAUUACUGUGUGAGUGAGCGUGUGUUUGUGUGUUUGUGUGGCUUCAUAAACUCUUCCACAGAUGCUGUGAUCACCACGAGAAUGUUACGGCAUAUGAAUGUUGAUGUGUGUAAAUAUGAAUUGGACGCCAGAGUCUUUGUUUUUCUCGGGCGUCGCUAUUGUUACAGUUACGAAUGCGGUUCGGUGUGUGUGUGUUGCUAUGUUUUUUCACAUUUGUGUAGCGCUGAAAUGGAUUGAAUGAGUUGAAUGUUGCUGUUCACUUCAGGUGGCGCGUUCGGUUUGUGAUGUCACAUGACAAAACUCAGUUACACGUUGGAGUUUAUUCACUUUUGUAUAUUGUCAGGCUGACAAUAAAUGAAUUGAAGUUCCA
This is a messenger RNA of Labeo rohita (rohu), 2432 nucleotides long. It is a transcript of the gene pacsin2, whose product is annotated as protein kinase C and casein kinase substrate in neurons 2. Bases 222 to 1700 code for a protein of 492 amino acids. Gene Ontology annotation, cellular component: plasma membrane; cytoplasm; endosome. The record is from RefSeq and is a predicted model, not a curated record. The transcript is spliced from 11 exons. Gene Ontology annotation, molecular function: phospholipid binding; protein binding. Gene Ontology annotation, biological process: regulation of endocytosis; cytoskeleton organization; plasma membrane tubulation. NCBI's taxonomy places the organism in Eukaryota, Metazoa, Chordata, Actinopteri, Cypriniformes, Cyprinidae.